AUGGGCUACCAGCUGGACCUGGACCGGUCCUGCUUGAUCACGGCGUCCGAUGUGGAUAUCCCCAUCGACUCCGUCACCGGCCUCCCCGUGGUGUGCCAGUGGUUCUGCGACUCAUGUUCCUCGACGGUCACCGGCGUCGUAGCCGCGACGGCCGGCAGGCGGCAGCAGCGGAGGUUGGCCGUUGCUGCUGGGUUGUCGACGCCAAAGAGUAAGAAGGGGAAAAAGGGAAAGCACGCACCCACACGGAAGACAGAGCGAUGACAACGGCUGGCGGAGAGCGGGGGAGAGGCGACGUUUUGAUUUUGUUCUCUCGGCGAUGGAUCGGGCACAUGCGCCGGACUGGAUUAAUCCUCAGCCAUGGGCAAGCAGCAGUUGUUUGCUUCACAAACCAAACCGGCCCGUAGGAAACACGAGGGGGGAGGGAGGGGGGGGGGGUCCGUGUUCUACUGUAUCCUUAAUUAUUGGAGAAAAAAAAACACCGAAGACAAAAGGGGGUAAUUCCCCGCUCCUUUUUAUCUACGGCUCUCCGUGGCUGGGCGUUGAGCGGCGGCGAGCAAGACCACGGAAAACAGAACGCGAUCGAUCGAGAACCGAGUCUCGUUACCACGGAAGGCCGACGCUCACGCCUCGUACCAUCAACCCGAGAUAGAAAGACGGAGGGUGUCCAGCCGCAGCGGACAGAAAAUUUGGUUACGCACACGGGGGUCGCCGCAUCUCUACCACGUCUCCACCCGCCUACCGCAGCAAUGCCGCGUGAGCGCGUAGGCUAUGUAGGCCGCGCCUUCCUUCACGGGUAGACCUUUGCUCACUCGCGCCGCCUAUUUUUUUCUUCUCGGGUGUUGCGGAGGAUGGCGGGAGCACCCCAGUGUUCCCUCACAUCGUCGGGGGUGGUUGUUCUUUGGGUUCGCUGCAUUCAGUGGAUAUUUGUUGGUAAUGAAGUAAGCCUCGGACAAGAGGAGCGUUGUGUUUCAGGUCCUCUAGGUCUCUACUGCUGGGUGCAUGUGGUUCUGUAUAACUACGUAAGAUACCUGUGUGCUGGGUUCCUCGCACUUAUUGGUGUUCAGGUUGGCCGUGAUUUGCUCUCGCGCCGGGGUUUACUCUUGUGAAGGAGACAAACCUGGCGUUGAUGCCGCCGCGAUGAAAGCGCGUGGCACAAACGCGUGAAAGACAUGGGAGGUUGUCGAGGAUUACCAGGUGUAAGCAAGUCCCUCUCCUGCCUUCGUACCGGAAGGAGGAUGCUCUCCUCUCCUCGGCGUGUAUACUUGUAGGCGUUAAGCCAAGAGUCGAGGUUUCCCCGGUUCAGGCGUUUCGUUUGGCGGCACUCGCUCUCCUCUCUUGUGCACAUAAAUAGCAGCGCCAGAAAGACAUAAAAGUGCCCGUCCUAUUGGCCGAAACGCCUUGGGUGUGGGGUGCCAUCAGCCAUGGUGUCUAGACGUGGCAUUCUCCGUUGUAUAAGGAUCCGACCCAGCUUGGUGAAGGUGGUCACCACAAGAGUAUCGAAACUGUACCUUGUCGGGGCGAGUUCGUAUUAUUAGCCGCUGCCUUUUGUAUAACGGCGUGCUGUCGUGGUCAUGUUGAGGGGAAGUUGCACGUAUACAUAGCCGGUCGUCGGUUGGCCCCGGGCGUGUGCUGUCGUGAGACUCUAGGGCGGGGAGGUCUGUUGCCUCGGUUGUGAAGUGGGCGUAACCUCAGGGCCUCCUUGACGGCUUCGGCGGGGAACUCGAGUCCCGGAGGAGGGGGGUGUCGGUGUUUCACGCCCAGGCCUCCUGUUGUUGUCAGGGCGCUUGUUCGGAAGUGCA
Messenger RNA from Ectocarpus siliculosus, 1799 nucleotides. The record is from the annotation of a GenBank genome assembly. NCBI's taxonomy places the organism in Eukaryota, Phaeophyceae, Ectocarpales, Ectocarpaceae.